GACUCCGACUCGAGCCACGACUGAACUCUCAGCCGAGCUGUAGAGUAGCCACAGCGCUGCCGCUGGCCGCCGUUAACUAGCCAACCUGUAUGUCUGGAAUAGGAACUAAACAAAGAUUCGUUGUUUUAUGUUUGUGCGAGAUUUUACCGCUAUUCCAGCUCGCUUAGACACGGCAACUGUUUCAUUAGUUUUCUCUCCCGGCAGCGUUUGACUGACAGAAGACAGAGAGGUGUCCGCGAAGCUGCGCCUAAGAUGUCUAUACUGCCUUUCACCCCUCCGAUUGUGAAGAGGCUCCUCGGCUGGAAAAAAGGAGAGCAAAACGGACAAGAAGAGAAAUGGUGUGAAAAGGCAGUGAAGAGUCUAGUGAAGAAGUUAAAGAAGACCGGGCAACUCGACGAGCUCGAAAAGGCCAUAACUACCCAGAAUGUCAACACAAAAUGCAUAACCAUACCCAGGUCCCUGGAUGGACGUCUUCAGGUGUCUCAUAGGAAAGGCCUCCCUCAUGUGAUCUACUGUCGCCUGUGGCGCUGGCCUGACCUUCAGUCCCACCACGAGCUGCGUGCUGUAGAUCUGUGCGAGUUUGCUUUCCACAUGAAGAAGGAUGAGGUGUGCGUCAACCCCUAUCAUUACCAGCGUGUGGAGACGCCAGUUUUGCCACCUGUGCUGGUACCCCGACACACUGACAUCCCUGCUGAGUUUCCUCCGCUGGAUGAUUACAGCCAUUCUAUCCCUGAAAACACCAACUUUCCUGCUGGCAUAGAGCCUCAGAUCAACUACAUACCUGAGACGCCUCCUCCAGGGUACCUCAGUGAAGAUGGUGAGAGUAGUGAUCAGCAGAUGAACCACAUGGACACAGGUUCCCCAAACCUAUCGCCCAACCCUGUCUCCCCUGCAAAUAGCAACCUGGACCUGCAGCCGGUAACAUACUGUGAGUCAGCAUUCUGGUGCUCCAUCUCAUAUUAUGAGCUAAACCAACGUGUAGGAGAAACCUUCCAUGCCUCACAGCCCUCCCUAACUGUAGACGGCUUCACGGACCCCUCCAAUGCGGAGCGCUUUUGCCUGGGCCUGCUAUCCAACGUCAACCGCAAUGCAGCUGUGGAGCUCACUCGCAGACACAUCGGUCGGGGAGUGCGGCUGUACUACAUAGGUGGAGAGGUGUUUGCAGAGUGUCUGAGUGACAGUGCCAUCUUUGUCCAGAGUCCAAACUGUAACCAGCGUUAUGGCUGGCACCCUGCCACUGUGUGUAAGAUUCCCCCAGGCUGUAAUCUGAAGAUCUUCAAUAACCAGGAGUUCGCUGCUCUGCUGGCCCAGUCGGUGAAUCAGGGAUUUGAGGCUGUGUACCAACUGACUCGUAUGUGCACCAUUCGCAUGAGCUUCGUCAAAGGCUGGGGAGCAGAGUACAGGCGCCAGACAGUGACCAGCACCCCCUGCUGGAUAGAGCUGCACCUGAACGGCCCCUUGCAGUGGCUGGACAAGGUGCUCACCCAAAUGGGCUCACCCAGCAUUCGCUGUUCCAGUGUUUCAUAGGAGACACCCAUACCUCACCAUACCCAGGAAAAACACCCAACUGACGACACCCAGGACCAUCCUCCCUCCUGCACGCUAGCAGAGGAAACACAGAAAAGGGAGGAUGGACCAAGGUCUUCUGAAGUUUCCCCAGGAGAGAGUCACUCCACUAUUUGCCAGUCCCAUCAUUUCCACUCAUAAAGUUUUGAGCACUUUCUACUGCUGAUACCUGUAUAGCAUGGCUCAUACAGCUAUGCACCACAUAGAUACCUAGAUUCAUUCUGAUCAUAAAAAAGAUAUAUAAGUUUAAAGCCUAGCUUAAAACAUGAGGAAUCAAACCUUAAGAAGUUUAAAGAUUUUUCAUAUUCAGUGAAAGAGAACAUGAACUCGAUAUUAUUUUCUUGUUAAUAAGCUAGAUAAAGCUUAUAGAACUGAAAUACUGUGAUUGUCAGUAUUCAGACACCACUGAGUGAGAAAUGUUUGUGUGAUUAUUUUUUUUUGUUUUUUUUUUGGGUGGGGAAAAUUAUAUGAAUAACUCAGGCCCAACAGUUUGCCCUGUGUUUGUCUUUAGCAGUCACAUAAACCCUUAACUGCAGAGGGUUAGUACUGCUUUCCUACAGCCUUCAGUGAAGAUGUUGCGUAUGAUCCUAUAACCCUAGCUCUUGGCUAUCCUAAAGUGAUGAGUAAGCUAGGUACGUCUUGUUGUCUGUUAUGUGUUGAAGCUUGAUUGCUGUGUUGGGCCUGGAGGUAUUGCACAGUUAAUCUUCAUGCACUGAGCAGCACAGUUUAUAGAACGAUUGUGUGGUUGAUCUGGCUUAUAUUCUCUUCUUGGUAGGAUCUGAGGAUGUUAAAACUGUUUAACGGUACUUGGGCUAGUAUAGCAGUACUAUGACCACGAGAAGCACUUGUCCUUACUACUCUAUCACAGAGUAAACGAAUAUGUUUUGUUAAUGUUGGAUUUGGAUUUUUGUCAGUGACAAAAGCUGAGCAGUGCCAUUUUUCUUGAGAACUUUAGCUUGUAAAAGUAAUUUUGCUUGGCAGAAGAGUCACAGUAAUUUUUCUAAUUCUUAUUUUUGCAUAAUGACCGGACAAAAGAGUGCAGUAGUAUAUUUUUGAUGUCUCAUACUGAGGAUUGUACAUAUGUUAAGAGUGUUUAUAAGCAGCUUCUACGGGGAGGGCAGAUUUUCCCAAUGAGCAGAUGAGUUGCCGACCUGGGCCUGGCAUAAAUAUUACGGAGUUAACGAUGGCUAUAGUAUUAAAUCGUGAUCAUUUUUGUUGUUGCUGUGUGAUUGAAUAGCUUUUGCGCUUUCAUCAUAAUUGUAAUUGUCUUACUUCUGUGCUGGUUGCACCCACCCGUGGUUUGUUCACUCCCAUUCAUGCACUUCUUUUCUAUUGCUUUUUAUGUUUAUGCCUAGCCCUUAACAAAAUGUCUCGACAACUUAAAGAUGGAAUGCAGAAACGUAUGCAUACAGCAGCUAAAGCUAGCCAAGAUUUUAAAAUUAGGGGUUCAGCAUGUUCUUUUUGCGGCCGAUCUCAGUUUUAGAGAGAGGAGAAAAUUAUCCCAUAUUUCUGAUCCUCGGGAUUUAGAACACGUGGACCCAGCCUGUCUAUGGGUGACCAGACCAGGGGCCAUAUUUCUGAUAGUACAAGAGUCUGAGAGAGUAUAGAUUCAAAAUCACUCCCUACCUUUUUCCUGUGUUUUGAUACGAGAGGAAAACAGAUUCUAGCUUUCUCAUUCUGAGACGUGCGAUACUUGUGAGCCCUUUGUCAUAAAAAAAAAAACGGCACUAGUUCAAGAAACGGGUGGAAGAAAAAAGCAACGCGCAGAAGAUUGGACUAGUCAUGUGCUUGCCACACAAGAUGUGUGAAGGCAACCAUUUCCACAUUCUUUGGUUUCGUAAAAGCUUCAAAAUAAAUUAACUCGCCAUACGUUAUUAUUUUCUAUUUUAAUGGCACGUUAAAGGGAUAUUUCAAACUCAGGAUCAUGAGCCCACUCAAAAGCAAAGCCAAGCUUCAUGCAAGAUGGCACACAUUUCAUACAUCUAUUAGGUCAAUUCUAUUUUACAAAGUUGUUUUUGUGUAGAGAAAAAAAUGGAUGUUGAAAGAGGUUUUUAAUUAAACGAAUACAGGGGUGAGGCAAGUACUGCUGGCAGCUCUUGAGGUGAGCUCAUAUUUUUCUAUAGAGGUUGAUUUCUCAAGAGGAUGCUCUCGUGUUCAUGGCUGGAUGUGUUUUUGAGCCAAGCCUGUCAGUUAAGAUGGGCACUUUUUAUCCAAUGGUCUGAACAUUGACUUCCUUGACUGGAUGAUGAUGAUGAUUUAUUAUUAUUAUUUGUUUUUAUAGAAGUAAAAUAGUGGAUUAAUUGCAUGGUCUUGCAAUUCCUGAAUUUUUGUAAAUGAGAUCAGCAGUUCAUUGCAACACAAUUGUAUGUUUUGUUUUUUGAAUGAACACACUGUAAAACUGCGGCCACCACCUGUUGAUAGCUCAGGCAAACACGAGAUCAUGUUCUCAAGGCUCUUGUAGCUUGCCUGUGAAAAUCUGCUUUUCAUGUAGUCAACUUACAAUGUGUGUUUAUGGGUAACGUUGAUCUUUGUGGUUGUUGUCUUGUCCCCAUUUAAACCACCUUACGCUGUCCACUGCUGUGGACCCUGCUGGCUCUCCCUCUGUAACUCAGCAGUGUCUGAGCAUGUCAUGGACUUAUAGUCUUCAUUUAGGGUCAUCAUUCUUGUUAAUUCUGUUCAAAUCAAAAUACUGCUUAAUAGUAUCCUGUUUUUUUUUUUUUUCAGAAUUCCAAUUUGGUGAAGCAAAUAUGAAUUGAUUUGUCUUACGGGUUCCAGUACUUAAUUUCUGUGCGCUUUCUUCAUUUGUUGCUUAGAUUUUGUUUGCUCUAAAUGUGGUUUCUCUCUGCAGCUUUACCUACAUAGGUUUUCCUUGCAUUAACUGUAAGCUGUUCUCUUGUAUUGCCUCGUUUUGUUAUCCAAGAAUUUUUAAUAAUAAAAGUGUUUAUUUUAAA
Messenger RNA from Pygocentrus nattereri (red-bellied piranha), 4517 nucleotides. It is a transcript of the gene smad3b, whose product is annotated as SMAD family member 3b. The transcript has 9 exons. NCBI's taxonomy places the organism in Eukaryota, Metazoa, Chordata, Actinopteri, Characiformes, Serrasalmidae. The record is from RefSeq and is a predicted model, not a curated record. The coding region runs from base 253 to 1527 and encodes 424 amino acids. Gene Ontology annotation, biological process: BMP signaling pathway; SMAD protein signal transduction; transforming growth factor beta receptor signaling pathway. Gene Ontology annotation, cellular component: heteromeric SMAD protein complex. Gene Ontology annotation, molecular function: I-SMAD binding; RNA polymerase II cis-regulatory region sequence-specific DNA binding; DNA-binding transcription factor activity, RNA polymerase II-specific.